AAAAAAAAAAAAAAAAAUCGGUAUUUAUGACUGGGUUGAUAAUUACCGAGGUGUGCCAAACAUGUUUACACAGUAAAUCAAAGUGUCACGGACUGCUACACACAUGUAGCUGGAGGAAAGAGUUGUUUUUCACAGGUAUCUCGAGUUAAAGACCAGAGAAUGAAUUUGUUACUGAAGGAUCACAGUGAGUUUGUGAAGCCAGAGUACUGGGAGCAGUUCUUCAAGAAGAGAGGGGCAAAAGCUUUUGAAUGGUAUGGAGAGUACCCAGAAUUGUGUGGAGUACUCCACAAGUACAUCAAGCCACAGGACAAUAUCCUGGUAGUUGGCUGUGGUAACUCCCAGCUCAGUGCAGACCUGUAUGAUGUUGGCUAUCACCGGAUAGUAAACGUAGAUAUCAGUGAUACUGUGAUCAGACAGAUGCAAGACAAAAAUGAACAUCAAAGACCUGAUAUGAAGUUUCUGAAAAUGGAUGUCUUAAAUAUGGAGUUUUCUGAUGGAGAGUUUACUGUAGCACUAGAUAAAGGUACUCUUGAUGCAUUAAUGGUGGAUAGCUCAGAGAAAGUGGUCAGUGAUGUAGAACAGAUGUUUAACGGGAUAGACAGGGUACUGAAGCUGAUGGGACGAUACAUUUGUAUAUCUCUGCUACAAGAACAUAUCCUUGAUAAAGUUAUCCACUUUUUUUCAGAAAAGGGCUGGGCAGUGAGAAUACAUCGUAUACAUACAGAAGAAUCGGGAAACUCAGACAGGGAGUUUCACAUGCCAGUGUUUGCAAUGAUCUUUACCAAGUUCAAGAAAAAUCCAAAAUUACCACAGGUAACACAAUUUCCUUGAUUCAGUUAAACAGCU
Messenger RNA from Mercenaria mercenaria, 846 nucleotides. Its product is annotated as eEF1A lysine and N-terminal methyltransferase-like. Lineage: Eukaryota; Metazoa; Mollusca; Bivalvia; Venerida; Veneridae. Gene Ontology annotation, molecular function: S-adenosylmethionine-dependent methyltransferase activity. The record is from RefSeq and is a predicted model, not a curated record. The transcript is spliced from 5 exons. Bases 160 to 831 code for a protein of 223 amino acids.